Molecule: messenger RNA, 10121 nt
Organism: Pelobates cultripes (western spadefoot toad)
Lineage: Eukaryota; Metazoa; Chordata; Amphibia; Anura; Pelobatidae
Source: the annotation of a GenBank genome assembly
AUGCAGCCUGCGUUCCACUCGUCCGUCGGCGCUCCACUUCCUGGUUUCGUCAUAUCCGGUCACGUGCGGAUCCGACGUGGUUGGAACGCACCAUACGCAACAGGUGUUUUGAAACCAGGAAGUGGAACGCAGGCUGCAUUUCACCAAAGAAAAAGACUGCGAAUUUGAAAUGCAUACAGCAUAUAAAGAACUACAUGGCCAUAUGAACAUCAGCAAAGCCAAAUGAAGAAGCCAUGCUUGGCGAAACACGUUUUGGCAAUAUUUUGGACCCUUAAAUUACAUUUAUUUUACCUGUAUAUUUUAUAUAAUACAUUUUUGUUUUACACCCAUUUGGAUUUCCUGCUAUUUACUGCUGGGAGGAGACUACUACACUCCGGGUAUCCAGACCAGGUAUCCAGACCACCCACAGAGGGAUUUGGAUCACCCUAAAAAGAUCCCAAGGUCAUCCACACCAGAGCCAGGUUAAAUAUAUGGCUCUACCCUUGUGAGUGCAUCCUUAUAUAUGUAGUAUUUCCAUUUAUGGUUUUUAGUUAUCUGCACUACUGUAUACCUCUCUGUCUUUGCAGCAUUGCUGGACUGAUUGAAAAGAGAGGAAAGUAUACAACUUGCUCCACCUAUUGUGUUUGUAUUGUACGUAUUUGGUAACCCUACCUAUAGCCCUACCCUAAUACUAACCCCAACUCCAACCCUAGCAUAAUACCCAACUUUUAAUCUUAGUAAAAAUAAUCCCAAAACUAAGCCUAACUCUAAUCCUGACGCAGUAGUCCUAACCCUAAUAUUAACACUAAACCUAAAUCCAACCUUAGCACUCUACUCCUGUCAGGAUUAAGUAUUGAUCCAGCAUGUAGAACUGUAUCACACCUAGGACUAACAGGUAACGCCUUACCAGGCCUUAGAAUGGCCAGACUUAACGUACCAGAGCAUAGUCAGAAUACUUGCCGAGGUCAGGGAUACAGAAUUAGGCACAACGAUUAGGGAAAGCCAGAAGUCAGGGAUACCAGAAUACAGGGAAAUCAAACGAAGCCAAAGUCAAUAACCAGAAGUAAACGCUCAGAAACACACCCUCGGACAACCUUAUGGAAACCACGACAGGGCAAUGAGGAAAAGGCAAAAGGCGUUUAAAUAAGCCUACUUCAGCUCUGAUUGGCCGUUCUUCCAGGUGUCCACAUGGAAGGGUCCUUGCAGCCGACUGCUCUCUCAGGUCCUCGGCAUGACCGUCGCUAGAAGCUGUGAAGACGUCCCUUUUUAUAUGACGUGACGCGUGCCUGUCAAAGUCAUGACUUCAAUGAUGCAGAUUCUUGCCAUUUUGAUCACCCUCAAACGUUUUGAGUGGGGUGGUGUUAAAGCAAUAGCCACACCCAUAUAAGUAGGGCAUCUUUUGCCUUGUACUGUGCCUUAUUGUGGUUCUAUUCAUUGUUCCCUAUAGUGGUCCCUUUGUCUAUAUACAUUCUCAGUUUUUUUUUGCUAUCUUCUGACUACUCUAUUUCUGUACAACUGUAAGCCCGACAAUCCUAAGGUUUGGUAAUACAUUCUUUUUUAGGUGUGGGGUUACACACUGCGUGUUGGGGUUUACAGUUCUUAAAGUUAUUUCUUUUUGGUAACCACUUUAUUACUCGUGUCUUUUUUUUAUUUUUGGUAAAUACAAACAAAACAGAUAGCAACAAACACAGCAAGUCAUCGAUUGUAAGAAACUAGAUUCAAAUGAAAAAGUUGUACAGAGAAAAUCACUAGGCAUGUAGUUCUUCAUGAGGUUAGCCAUUUUAUAGCAGUAAGCAGGAACAAUGAUGUCUGCAUAGUAUUCUUGUUUGUAAUAAAGGCAAUUAUUUUGUCUGAACUUACAGCCUAGACAGUGCUUAAAUAUUUACACUUUUAGCCAUGCAACAAGCGGAAUUUGCCCCACUUGACUCAAGAUAAACAAGGCUUUGUAAUGCAUGGAUAGAAGGUGAUAACAUUCUCAUUUAGCAUUUAAGCAAUAUAAGGCUGAGGAAUUAACAACCUGGGUUAUUUAGAUACUGCUCAGGUAACCUUUAUUGACAUGAAUAGCAGGAUAAAUGAGAGAUCUUAGAACCCUAUUGUUUGAUUUCUGUCUAUAUCCGUAGUAUGACAAUUAUAUGGAUCAGUCGUUUAAGAAAUGUUUUGCAGGAGUUACAUAAUACUUACAGUGUUUACAGUCAAUGGUGUCAAUGUACUUUUUUCUGGAGAUGUAUUUUAAUGCUAAAAUAUGAUUUACUAAUUUGUGUAUGUUUCGGCACUGCAAGAAAAAAAAACUGUUGGUAAAAAUAGAAAAUCCAAUGUCAUAUCCUAAACCAAUACCAUAGAUCAGUGCUCCUCAACCCUUUCCUCAAGGCACACCAAACAGUCCAGGAUUUAGGGAUUACUCGGGAGUGUCUAGGGUGUUUUUCCUUUUUUGGAGGGUUGAGGAGCAUUGCCAUAGAUGAUACAAUUGGUUUUCUGGUUAAAAAGUGUAAAAAUUGCAUUGCCACUCAAGCAAAUAAACUAUAAAAUAAUAUUGCUACAUUUGGAGAGCAGUGCAAUGUCUCCUACAACUGAUUCCUAGUUUUUCCUCUACCCCGACCAAAGUCAGAUAUAAUUCCUUGAUUAAUAAAAAAAUGAACAGCUGCUACAUUGUUUAAAUAAUAUAUUGUACUUUCUUUAUUUUGAAUAUAAUAAUAAAAAAUUUAAAAAACAGAAAUGUAAUGGUAGCAUAGCUCAUAAAACUUCAAAUAAUAAUAUAAUAAAAUAUUAAUGAUAAAUAUUGAUACCAUUUGAAAAGGCCAAAAAAAACAACUUAAAUUAAAAGAGUUGGCUAUAACGCAUAAUGAUAUGAAAAUAAACUGAUGUGUGACGUCCCCUCAACAGGGUUAUUACUAAAGUGAGAAUUAGAAGUGAAUUUCAAUUUGAAAUUUAAGGCUUAGUCAGCUACUUUGGCCUCAAAUUUGAAUUUAGUUUGAAUUCUCACUUUAGCAAUUAACCAUGUAAAUUGACAUUUGGACGUUUUCAAAUGAAUAUCACUUUAAAUAAGUAUGUGUUGUUGUACACUAUAUGACUUGUUUUGCUCAAUAUGGAGGCUGGGCUAAAAAUAUUCAGUUAGGUUUUCAUGGAGGAAAGAGACAGGUGAAUAAAAUAAAUAAGUCACACAGUAUAUGGUUAUAAAACAAACAAUGCUGGCAUUACCUAACAGGUGAAGAACAUUCUCAGCAGAUCCAGUUACAACACAUCAGGAAGCCAUUCUUAGAACACUGUGCACCUCAGGAAGCCAUUCCUAGAACACGGUGCUUUUGUCAAGUCUAAUCAUGUCAGUGUGUUAACACUCAGUGAAACAUUAAUAUUAUAUAUUGAUCAGUAUAAGUCAGUUGCUCAGAGUGAUGGCAGAGAUUAUAGAGAGACUUCAUGAGAUGUCAUUAUUAUCAAACCUCCACUAAAUAUGCACUAAACAUUAUUGAAACACACAAAGGGACACUGUAGACACUAUCACCACAUUGAAUAGGUUAUAGUGUCUGUAGUUCCCUGGCACUGUCCCUCCAUUCAAUGUUAAACCAUUUCCAAUCACUUUAACUCUGAAUGAAUGAAGUUCCCAAGCCACCCACAACCUGGCCACCAUUGCAGGUAUGGCUUCCUCAGCCAUCCCAUUUUAUACCAGCAAAGAACAGAUUCAAUAGGCUGAAACCCAUUGCUGCUCAGGCUAACGUGUUCUCCUUAGCCCAAGCCGCACAGAGGUUAUUGGUUGCUGGAGACUCUCGUUUUUGCAUUACACACUAAAAACACUUUGACGCUAAACAGAAGGGCGCCCCAGAGGAUUCCAGCAACUAUAACCACUUGACUUAUAUGAAGCAGUUACAGUUCCUACAGUGUCCCUUUAACUCACUAAACAUAUGUGGUGAACAGAAACCCAGAUUACAAAAUAUUGGCCAGACAUGAAGCAGUUUAGAGACUGGAUCCCUAUUCUUACUGAUUAGUGGAAGCCCUGUACAGUUUUCUAGACCUAUCAGGUGGAUUACAAACAGCUUACUGGGCCCCAACUACGUGCACCGACCGCUGGUACCCAACAGCCACUAGGGUGAAGGCCUAAGGAAUGGGGGGGCACAGUAUUACUGUGGGUGGGAAUAUAUGUGAGGUACUCCAUUAAGACUCUGUUUUAGUUUUAUUGUAUUCUAUUGGUGUGUGUCACAUGUUGUGUUCAAUUCUGCUGUGCAAUACAGAAUUCUUUGCCCAGCUGGGUGGAGGCACAGCCGUAAGUGGGUACCCCAUCUCCCAAUCUGCGGAGGCUGAGGAUCGGCCUACCAAGCGCAAAGAGGUAACUGAGGUGAGGGACCUCAUGGGUAUAUGGGGGUCCACCCAAAAAAAAAGUUACAAUUAAAAAAAAAUGUUUUACUUAAAUUAGAUUCAGAGCAUUGAUGUGUAGAAUAAUGGGGGGGGGGGAGCUAUUAAUGCUCCUGGGAUAUGUCUUUAGACAACGAGAAUUAUUACAACUGAUUCUAUCUUUUAAUGAUUUUGAUCAAAGUCAUCCAAAUAAAAACUGUGUGUACAGUAAUAAUACACUUCAUCCACCAUUAUUUAAUAUGCGUUGAUAAAAUAAAUCAUGUUAAGUAACAUAGUGUAAUAAAAGUAUUUUAGUUUAUACGACAGGAUAUUAUUAUAGUUCAUGGCAUGGUAACAAAUUAAAGGCUUAAUUGAAAGUUCUGUAAAAAUGCAAGGCGUUGUUUUACAGACAGAGGUCAAGCUGUAACAAAGUACAAAACUAAUAAGUGACUGGGUUUGAGAAAUAAACUCUUGCAGAACAGGUUUUCCAAUAAAACAUCAUAGAAAGAGUUAUUGGCACUUAGGCAUUACCAAUUUUAAUCACACUUUGGCAGUUCAAUGAGCAAUGGUCUCAUCCUUUUUAGUUGUAUCCUUGUCAUUCUCUAUAACAUAUUGGUGGCACCCAGGAUAUAAGUAAUUAACAUUCCAUCUGGUGUUUCAAUUUCUUUUACAUGUGUUUAGAACAGGGGUCCUCAAACUCUGGCCCUAUAGAUGUUGCUGAACUACAACUCGCAUGAUUCUCUGAGUAUCUAUGUAAUUCAAAGAAUCAUGGAAGUUGUAGUUCAGCAACAUCUGGAGGGCCACAGUUUGAGGACCCCUGGUUUAGAACAUAAAAUUUCCCAUCAUGCAACUGACUUCUACUUCCUGAUUGAGAACCCCUGGUUUAGACCAUAACAUUUCCCAUCAUGCAACUGACUUCUACUUCCUUCAAGUAUUGUUACAACUUAUUCUAUAAAAUGGUACUGAUGUGUGCAGAUGAUUUCAUACAAAAUGGGCACCAUUAUUUUACAAUAAUUAAUUCCAUUAGGUCAUAAAAAAAAAUAAAAAUAAAAAAAAUAGAAUUUAACCUUUACUUACUCACAGGUUUCUGCAUUCCAGAUACACUAGUCUAACACUCCCAGGUUGCCCAGCCAACCAGAUACUGUCUAAAGUCUAAGCACCAUAGGAGUCACAGUCCAUAGCAACAAUCCUUGGAAUCUUGACUGCCAACAUUUAUUUUCUAUAUAGUUGUACCUGUAAUCAUACACAUGGCUCCAUGAGAUGAUUAGUUUGCAGUUACUUUACUGGAGCGUAUCAACUUGCUUAAGCAUUGAUUGGUCUGUGUGCAUCUAAUGUGCUCUUAAACUAUUAUCCAUGUAACCAUUACUUGUAACCGUUACCUUAGUAUCUUCCUUUUCGCAGUUUGCAACUGCACUGAUUCAAUGGAUGCGUAUCCAUAGCGGCAAUAUAAUUAAUCUGUAGUGGUAAGAUAGAGCCAAGAAGUAGCUGACAUGGUUUACAGAAUUUAUCAUCUUUACAGAUUGAAACCACCAGUUUUUAAGUGGGGAUAUAAUUAUUUGCAGUAGUUUAGAAACACUAAGAUUCUCUUUUUCAGGGGGGGAAGUGGGGGGGCUGAAGUGCCAAAAUAAUAUGGUAAAAAAUUAUGUUGCUUUAAUUCUAUAAUAGGUUUCAGGUCUGCAAGUAUAUUGCCAGCUGCGCAGGUAAUAAGGAGUCCAUUAAUAUCCUGCUGCUUUAACCACGUGUACACAGUGUAAUAAGAGCUAAUAGUGAGUCAGGAGUAUCUGACAUAGUUGGCGUCUAUCAGUAUCUUGACGCUUUAACCAUGUGCACACUGUGUGCUGAGAGCUAAUGGAGUAGCUGACAUGUUUCGUAACAGCAGCAAACUUGCAAAAUUGCAGAAGCACUACUGAAGAUUAGAUAAUGUAAUGGAGAGCUGAGAAGGAGAGCUAAAGCAUUUUACAGAGACAUGUACUGUGUGGAGAUCUCUGUAUUGCAGCUCUGUGUAAUCCAAUGCAGUGAUCCUGGCUGUGUAGGAUCACUCUGUAAUAUGUUAUCUCCUUAUUGGGCCCAGCUUAUGGUGCCCAGCUCGUGUUAUUUCUCCGUACUUUACUCAACUCCACCUGUUGUAUGGUUAUUUCUGUAGUCUAUCCAGUUCUGUUUAUUUUAUAGAUAUCUUUGUAUUGUGCCCAGGUGUAUUUGGUAUGCCUAUCUCCGUAUUGUACUAAGUUUAUCAUAUUGUAUAGAUAUCCUCAUGUUGUGCCCAGCUUGUUUUAUUAUAUGAGCAUCUUCUCUAUAUAAAACACUCAGCUCUACCACUACUCUCUUACCACCACUACUACCACCAACAACUACUUGUACAUAUAUAAAUAAAAGUAAACACAUAAGGAUUUCAGUACGGGAUGACAAACCAAUAAAUAAAUAAAAAAUGAUUUGUUUUCCCAGUAACACCUUUUCUUCAUAAUAAAGUUGAGUACAUACAGAAUAUGAACCUUGUUUCAUUGACCUGUGUGAGAUGACAGCAGGCAGCCUAUUGCUUCACAACAACUUCAAUACGCUUGUCUCUGGGUAACUGACUCAUUGUAAAGAUAAGUAGAUUUAUUGCCUAAUGUCUGCCUAUUGGUCCAUUAACUGAGCCAAUUUACAGUAAUGUAAAGCCAAGCUCCUCUAUCCCCAGUUUACCUUGCAAAGUUUAAAAAGAUUUUUGGUAAAAACAAAGAAAAGCAAAUCAUGGAAUGAAUUAUAUACAGCUCCGCUAGACAGCGUACUAUAAACCGUUUCUCCUCAUCUCAAAAUGUAUCCAGGAAAGUAAAUGGCUCUUUUUACGACACCCUAAUAAAUAGUUGUUAUGAGUUUUCAAUUUCAUUGGCGCUGUUAACGCAGCAGUCACAUUUUCCAAUUAGCAAAAGGUUCAAUGGCACAGGUUCAAUGGCUUCUAUCAUCUUAUCACAGGUAAUUAGAAAACAUUUUAUUUAAUGGGUGGAAUUUAAUUCAGGUACGUUUUACUUUGGAUUUAAAAGACACCUCUCAUGAAAUGAGGAUUGCAGCAGAGGUAGUGACGGCUGUAAAUACAAGAUGUAGAACAGGGGUGGUCAAAAGGUAGAUCCCCAAAUGUUGUAAACCUACAACUCCCAUGAUGCUUUGCUUGCCUUUAUAUCUGGGGAUCUCCCUUUUGGGCACCCCUGGUGUAGAAUGCCUAGUAAAUCUGUUGUGCUUUUGGAAACUGACAAGAAUUAACAAUGGAGUUUUAGCUCAAAAGUUGGAAAUAUAGUUGGUUUCGAGAAGUUUGCAAAUCUGGCUAUUUUGUCUAUAAUAUUUGUCUGAUUCACAGAGUUAUUUAUGAAGUAGGAAUUAUCAUAAAUUUAAAGUUGAUGCAAAGUAAAUUUCAAAGGCCAAAAUAGCUAAACUCAGCUUUGCUUCCAGUAUGGCUACUCUGACUUUAAAUUCGAAAUUCACUUUGAGCAUAUUUUGAAAACCUCUUUAGAACAUAACUCUGCAAGUUUUAUAUAGAUCUAAUGAAGCAUAAAGAUGCAAAGGUAACAAGAAAACAUGAAUUUAAGGAACAAUAUGAUGUAAUUAUACAGUACGGACAUGCAUUGAAUGAGUGGUAGAUACUGACAAAGUCAACAGCUUAAAGGACCACUCCAGUCAGGCACCAUAAUAACUUAAUCGGAAUGAAGUUGUAAUGGUGCUCGGAGGUCCCAGGUUUUCUAAAGGGUCUAGCCCUGAAUGUCUGCUCCAUGUCCUAGGAUUCAUUCAGGAAAUCUUGGAUUGGGCCCUGCUGAUAGACUGAGAGCUUUAUCUCUUGCUCUCUGACUAUGAGUAGCUACCCAUUGAUGAGAGAAUUGAAACGAUAACAAUGUCAGGAUUUGCGAUUUUCUGAUUGAAGCCUCGGACAUGGAGCAGAAUUUUAGUGGCAGUGUGAUUGGGUGGCAGUUUGAAGAUUUUGUGGUUAAACAGUUUGUUUAUCCCCUUUAAUUUAUUCCAGUAAAGUUGUUUAGAUGUCUCUUUAAUUGAGAACUUCUUAAAAAAAAAUUGUUUAUGGUGAUGAAUAGCAUUGUAUAACAGAAUAAGUAUAGGUACAAACAGGCAGAGUGUUGACUCCAUAUAUAAAAAAACACACAUCUCAAUAUAAAGUCUAACACCAUAUAAUUUGUGGAAGAAAAUGGCCCCUCAAAUGUUUCAUAUACAUUAUAGAAUAGUGGAACGCGCCUGAGUCUUGGGAACUAUAGAGAAAAAAAAGAUGAGAAAGUAGGAAAGGAAAUAGGAAGCAAUAAAAAAAUAGGAAGGAAUAAAAAAAGAAAGAAAAUGCAUCAUACAGCAUUGCUUUUAUUCAGCACACACCCAAACAAAGGAUUACCAAAGUAUGAAAAUUAGUUAGCUAACUUUUCUUGUAUUUCUGCUACUGUAGCAGUUAUGUUUGGAGUGCUGGCCUCUUUCUGCAGUAACAGUAUGAAUUAGUGGUUUCCCACGAUUGACUAUGUUUGUGUUGGAUGACUGGCCUUGUUAAUUUGGAGGCUCGCUUGGGUUUGUGUGAUAUGAUUACUUACAGAAUUAUACAAUUUUUUUGUUGACGAGCCGGGUCAGUAAAACAGUGAUUUGUGUUAAUGCCCUUUUAUCUUUGAUUUGCACUUCUGAAUCUUCCAAUAGACUCAUGAUCUAAGUUAUAGCUAUGAAAGAUGAGAGUGUGCAGGACCACUAUGUUUACUUCUAUUUAUGAAAAUAUGUAUAUUUAAUAUUUUAUAUGUCUAUGAGUGUUUAGCAGCUGGCUUCACACAUUUCACUAUAUCAUCAACAAAUAAUUUAAAUGUGUAGCUUUGAAAAUCAUUUUUUAAUUUCCUGUGUUGCAACAUGCACAGAAGUUAAACAAUGAGUAAACAUUUCCCUUCUUACAACUAAAAAGGAUUAAACAGCAUUUAAGAGAAGUAUAUACACUGUAUGUACAAAAGUAUUGGGAUACGACGGAGCCUGAACCUGAAACGGAGCGGUCGCCAAACAUCGCAAACAUCUUGACAAGGGACCGACCGAGUGCCAAACUUACCUUGAAACCGGCAUCGGGGCGGCGGUGCGCACACAUUGAUGCCUUUCUUUCAACCUCAGAGAACUGGCAAGGUGAAACAGAGGCUUAAGGCCUAUCGCUCGCCGACCAUCUCCAGGCUCGAGUACUUCCUGGACGGAGUGUAUAGCCGAGGUGAGCCUGAACCAACAAGCGCCCCACUGACAACCCACAACACUACCCCAACAAAUAUGGGGAGACGUACACAAAAAACACAGUCUGGCCAUCCAGUGGAGCAAGCCGACAUCGGGGCCUUAUUGCAGAGACAGGCACGAUCCAAGAUGGCCGCGGAGGCUCAACAAACCCCGACAACGUCCCGCACUGUAUCCCACACACCUGUACAAACGAAGGCUGACAGUGAGUACACCCUGACUCCACCGCAGGCACCGCCUGACAACACACUGGCCACUAAACAGGACCUCCACAAUUGGGUACAAGACAUCAAAACACUGACCCACCUCACAAGCCAACUGCGUGCCACAGGGGUGCCAUACCGCUGGGGCGCACCUAGAUCCCUGCUAAUCACCCAUAAGGGGACCACGUAUAGGGUCUGAGCGCCCAAUGAAGUGCCUGCAGUACUCACCAAGCUGGGCCUACCGGAAAGAAACAACAAUGCAGAGACCCCUGCACAGAGAUGGGACCUGGACAACACAGUACCAUUCACCCUGCGAAACAUGAAACCAGCAGACCAGGCCACCUGACUAACAAAGACCAGAGAGAACGCUCAGAAACCACACAUGUAUCCUGAAGAAGAGCAGCGCAAAUGACU